Molecule: messenger RNA, 4139 nt
Organism: Lonchura striata (white-rumped munia)
Lineage: Eukaryota; Metazoa; Chordata; Aves; Passeriformes; Estrildidae
Source: RefSeq, a predicted model, not a curated record
ACAGCACAGCAACUUCAUAUACUGUUACUGAUCUUUGAGGUGGCUUCAGUGGCUGUGGUUUCAGACCAAGGUGUUGGGCAAACAGGGUUGUACUAUGUAUUGAACAUGUGCUUUCUGUCUGUAACAGACCCAGAAUGUCCCCCUCCCACAGAAAUAUGUCCUACAGCAUUCCAGGAAGCUUCAGCUCUUGACUCAUACAGAUUCUUUUCAGUUCCAAAGGGCUUGAAGCACAUUUUGUUUUUUGAAGAAGAAGUAGCUCCUGAGUCCCUAGUUAUGAUCGCUGUGAGGGUUUGCACAUGUAUUCAAAUACUGCCCCUGCAGGUGCACUGUUCCCUAAUCCCAGAACUUUUGGGGAGACACAUUUUACAGUGUGAUAAUUUUUAUUCUAGAUGGCUCUUGCCAAAUAUCAACCAAAAAUAUUUUUAUCCAAUCCAUAGGCAGCCCUGAGGGUGUAACUCUUUCAAUCUUCCAGAAGAUUCUCCUUGUCUGUUAAUAAGCAAUGCUUAUACAGCAUUUUUAAGCAUUAGUCCCCACAGCAGCCUCAGAAAUUCUGGAACAUUAUCCCCAUUGUUUAUAUUUGAGAAGGUCUGCCUCUGAACUUGUCACACCAUCGUACUAGAUUCCCAAUCCCACCUGCUCUCUUACAGAAGUCCUGCAGUCUGCUGUGUCUUACCAAAGCUUUCUGCCCAGGAUGUGCACAUUUGAUGCAAUCAAAACGGUGAAAGUUUUCUCCUUGUGUUUGGUUGCUUGAUUUUGUCCGUGUUUUCUACUAUUCCUGAACACACAAAACUUGCCUCUGGUUGUCUCUUCAUUUUGGAAUUUGUCAUGAUUGUUGUCUUUGGUUUGGAAUUUAUUAUUCGUAUCUGGUCUGCUGGGUGCUGCUGUCGCUACCGAGGAUGGCAAGGAAGACUGCGCUUUGCGAGGAAACCAUUCUGUGUAAUAGACAUCAUUGUUCUCAUCGCUUCAAUAGCAGUUGUUUCUGCAAAAACUCAAGGUAACAUUUUUGCAACAUCAGCACUGAGAAGUCUUCGUUUCCUACAGAUCCUUCGCAUGGUGCGCAUGGACCGAAGAGGAGGCACUUGGAAAUUAUUAGGUUCUGUAGUUUAUGCACAUAGCAAGGAAUUAAUCACAGCCUGGUACAUAGGAUUUUUAGUACUCAUCUUUUCAUCUUUCCUGGUUUAUUUGGUGGAAAAAGAUGCAAAUACCGAAUUCUCCACAUAUGCAGAUGCUCUCUGGUGGGGCACAAUCACAUUGACAACCAUUGGCUAUGGAGACAAAACUCCUCUUACUUGGCUUGGAAGGUUGCUUUCUGCAGGAUUUGCUCUACUUGGCAUUUCUUUCUUUGCACUACCUGCUGGCAUCCUUGGCUCAGGAUUUGCAUUGAAAGUGCAGGAACAGCAUCGUCAGAAACACUUUGAAAAAAGAAGGAAUCCAGCUGCAAGUCUAAUUCAGUGUGUAUGGCGUAGUUAUGCUGCUGAUGAGAAAUCAGUUUCCAUUGCUACCUGGAAGCCUCAUUUGAAGGCCUUGCAUACCUGCAGCCCUACAAAAAAAGAACAAGGGGAAUCUUCUAGCAGCCAAAAGUUAAGUUUCAAGGAGCGGGUCCGGAUGGCCAGCCCACGAGGUCAAAGUAUAAAAAGCAGGCAAUCUUCAGUCGGAGAUCGCCGGUCACCGAGUGCUGACAUUGCCACCGAGGGCAGCCCAACCAAAGUCCAGAAGAGCUGGAGCUUCAAUGACCGAACCCGCUUCAGGCCCUCGCUGCGGCUGAAGAGCUCCCAGCCCAAACCCAUGGUUGAUGCUGACACCAGUCUUGGAACAGAUGAUGUUUAUGAUGACAAAGGGUGUCAGUGUGAUGUGUCUGUAGAAGACCUCACCCCUGCUCUUAAAACUGUCAUUAGAGCUAUCAGAAUUAUGAAGUUUCAUGUUGCAAAGAGAAAGUUUAAGGAAACGCUUCGUCCAUAUGAUGUCAAAGAUGUCAUUGAACAGUAUUCAGCAGGUCAUCUAGACAUGUUAUGCAGGAUUAAAAGUCUUCAGUCACGCGUUGACCAAAUUCUUGGGAAAGGACAAAUCACAGCAGAUAAAAGAAGCAGAGAGAAGAAUCCUGCAGAGCAUGAGACAGCUGAUGAUGUCAGUAUGUUAGGGCGGGUAGUCAAAGUGGAGAAACAGGUACAAUCCAUUGAAUCAAAACUGGACUGUCUAUUAGAUAUUUAUCAACAAGUUUUGCGAAAAGGAUCUGCAUCCGCGCUCACUUUGGCUUCAUUGCAAAUGCCACCUUUCGAGUGUGAGCAGACUUCUGAUUACCAGAGUCCAUCAGACAGCAAAGAUUUGUCUAAUUCUGCACAACUUAGUGGAUGUGUAUCCAGAUCAGCUAGUGCCAAUCUGCCUCGUGGCCUACAGCUUAUACUGACACCAAAUGAAUUUAGCACUCAGGCUUACUGUGCUUUUAGUCCAGCUAUGCAUAGUCAAGCAACACAAGUGCCAAAUGACGGACCUGCAACAGUAAAUAAUACAUCAAACCAAAUAAACCAGACAACUAAGCCAGCAACUCCGACAACAUUACAAAUACCACCCUUCUCAUCGAUGAAGCAUAUCAAUAGGCCUGAGCCCAUUCAUAUUAUUCCUGUAACGACACAGGAAAAUAUUUCUAAUGUCACCGCUUGCCUUGUUGCAUCAAAGGAUAAUGGACAAGUUGCACAGCCCAGUGUGACAAAGGAUCUCACAUGGAGAAAAAGUCUGGAUACAGAAGGGGAACCUUUGCUCUCAGUUAAACCUGUAGUGCAAAUGGAUUUAGGAAAAUCUUUAUCUGUACAAAACCUUAUACAGUCAACAGAAGAACUGAAUAUACAGAUUGCUGGCAGUGACUCCAGUAGUUCCAGAGGUAGCCAAGAUGUAUACUCCAAAUGGAGGGAGUCAAAAUUAUUUAUAACGGAUGAAGAGUUGGAGACAGAGGCAGGGACAGAGACUACUGAAGCCAUCUCGCGCCCGUUAGUGGAAGCAACUCUCUCUGCUGACUCUCUAAGGACUGGAAUAUCAAGAUCAUCUCAAAACAUCUGCAAGCCAGGGGAUGGUACAGAAGCACUCAGUCUGCUCCAUGUCAAACUUAAAUAACUUCUGACUUUCUUCAUUGGCUGGGUUAUUCCUCUAGUCAUACAUAUCAUAGCAUGAACUGUUUUGAAAGCCUUUUUAAUAAGAUAAAAUCACAAAAAUCAGGAUGAAUCUGCAAAGCAGUUGAAUGAGCCCAUAUUUCCUAGUUGCAUGAAAAAAGCAUGUCUAAGCAAUGGCUAACAUCCAAAUUUACACCUACAGUACAGCAGCCUUUCAUGUAGUACAGUAGGUUUAAAUGAGUUGCCUACAAAGCUAAUGCUGCAGGAUGUAUCAAAAAACAAAAAUUUGAGCAUUUAGACCUUGUGCUGUUUCCAUGGGGCAGAAGUAAAAACCUUAAGGUUUAAAGCACUUUGCUUCUGAACUGAUUAAAUAUAUAUAUAUAAUGUCCUGAUUUAGAUGAUAGUUUAUGUUUACAACAAAAAGAUUAUCUACAGCUGCUAGCAAGGUACCAAGGAAAUGAGAAACAUGGGGUUAGAAAUGGCUGCCUGUCGCAAGAUACAAACAUUAACUCAUCAGUAAUCAGUUAUUUUUAUCUCUGAAGAACAGUAUGUUAAUACCUGAUUUUUGGUGAUCUAGUGCUGUGGCAGAAGUACCUGACACACCACUGUCACAUUGUUCUGUAUAACAAGAACUAUUUUGUUACAAAAGAUUUGUAUUUUAAGGAUUGGGUCUGGCCUCAGAAAUGGAUAAUGUAGGUGACUGCACUGAAAAUUCAAAGGAAUCUCUCCUUCUUCCAGUCUCAUUGAGAAGCUGACUUGUGAAUCUGAACCAUUUUGGCAGCAGUAGGUGAGGGAAGGAAACAGGUGCUGCCUUUAUUGUAGAAGCAAUAUUUCCUUCUUGUGAAAAUUUUGGCAAUUUUCCUUGCUGUCCCAACCUGAUACUACAAAAGCACUUUCAUAAGGCUGGGCAAGAAGGGAAAAUGAGGAACUCAAAUACAGAGUAAAAGUAAAGUGGGCAGAACAGAAGAGAAAGACAACAUAAUCAAUGGGAAAAUAAAUAAUAAUAUGGAUUUAGAUGGGCAGGGAGGGAAAUCAUCC